CAUUUUCGUCAUUGAAUGUGGUAGAAGCCCUGUUUUGGACAACUUUACAAACAACCCUAUCAAAUAACCACAUUCAUAGUUAAGCUUAGAGAACAAUGGAGAAGAGCUGCGUGCUAGCUUUUCUCCUGCUCCACCUGAUUUUUACAGAAGCUGGCUUCGGUGUUGGCGGUGGUGUUGGCAUCGGUAUCGGCAAUGCAGGUGCCGGUGGCGGAGGAACUGGUGUUUGGAUUGGUGGUACAACCCCAAGUGGGUCUUCAGGUUCAAGUGAUCUCAACGCUGCUUACACUGCACUCCAGGCGUGGAAAUCCGCAGUUACUGAUGACCCAUUGGGAAUUUUGCGGACAUGGGUUGGCUCAGAUGUUUGUUCUUACAAGGGAGUGUUUUGUUCAGAAACACCUGUCCGGGUUGUCUCAGGAAUAGAUCUCAACCAUGCAAAUCUUCAAGGUACUCUUGUUAAUGAACUCUCUGUACUCACAGACAUGACUUUGCUUCACCUCAAUAGCAAUAGAUUUUCAGGCACAAUUCCUGAUACUCUCAAAGACCUCACUUCUCUCCAAGAGUUAGACAUCAGUAAUAACAAUUUCUCUGGUUCUUUUCCUACUGUUACUCUAUACAUUCCAAACCUCGUUUAUUUAGACCUUAGAUUCAACAGCUUUUCUGGAACCCUCCCUGAAGAUCUCUUUACCAAGGGACUUGAUGCAAUCUUUGUCAAUAACAACCAAUUUACUGGUGAACUUCCACAAAAUUUGCCCAAUUCCCCUGCUUCUGUCAUCAAUUUAGCCAACAACAAGUUCACCGGAAGUAUCCCAGUUCGUUUUGCCUUCAGCAAUUCUAAAUUGAAGGAGAUUUUGUUACUCAAUAACCAGUUAACAGGUUGCAUUCCGCAGGGAGUUGGGCUAUUUUCUGAUUUGCAAGUUUUUGAUGUAAGUUACAACUCAUUGAUGGGUCGUUUGCCAGAUACUAUUUCUUGUCUAAAUGCGGUUGAGGUUCUGAAUUUGGCUCACAAUGAGCUUUCUGGAGAACUGCCGGACCUGGUUUGUUCUCUUAAAAGCCUAAUGAAUCUGACGGUUGCUUACAAUUUCUUUUCUGGGUUUAGCCAGCAAUGUGCCAAGUUGUUUUUCAGGAAUGUGGGAUUUGAUUUCGCAUCAAAUUGCAUUCCUGGAAGAGGCAUGCAGAGACCUCAACCAGACUGCUCCACGAUUCCUGGAGGAGGAUUGAGUUGUCUGAGAGUUCCUUCUGUACAGCCUCUUGUUUGUGGGUCAUUAAUCGGUAACUCAGCUCAUCAAUCUCCUUGAAAGCCCAUGAGAGAGAGAGAGAGAGAGAGUUACUUACUUAUACCAGUAUUGUAUAACAGGAUGGUUAUGGCUGUUUUAAUUUCUAUAGAAAUUAUGAUUUAUAGCUUCUUAAUUUAACUUCUUUAUGGACUCUUUACAUCUGUAAGUCAUCAUUAUAAACGUCUUUAGUAAUUAGUAGUGAAGACAUGCCCAGAA
Molecule: messenger RNA, 1490 nt
Organism: Pistacia vera
Lineage: Eukaryota; Viridiplantae; Streptophyta; Magnoliopsida; Sapindales; Anacardiaceae
Product: leucine-rich repeat extensin-like protein 4
Exons: 1
Coding region: 96-1295 (399 amino acids)
Molecular function (GO): protein binding
Source: RefSeq, a predicted model, not a curated record